GUUCAAAAUCCUGUGAUAAAGAAAAGCUGCCACCUUUUCUAACGAAUAAUCUCCUUCCUUCACUCUCUCCACUCUAUGAGUCCAUCUUGAGAACUGGACUCUUUUCUUCCAUUUCUAGCGCUGUACACUCCACCAUUCACAUAGCUCCACUUCAAAUUCAAGUUCUUGCACCAUCAAGACUCUAGCUUUCUGUUCCAUUGAGGACCAACCCAUGAUUUCUGCUUUGAUUUUUUGUUACCUUUCUUAGCCUCUUGGUUGAAGAAAACCCAUUUUUGAGCUUCGAAGAAUUUAUGGGUUUUGAUUGAUUGUAGGUUGAAUGAUCAGAAGUCCAAACCCUUUUUUGUUUUUUGUGUAGGUUUUAUAGAGGUCAAAGUUUGAUCUUUUUUUGUUCAACAAAAUGAGAGAAGAAAACACAGUUGAAACUAAAUCGAAAGCAGUAAAAUUUGCUGAUCAAAACCAAGCACCAAAGCCACAAAACAUUAAAGGAAACAACAACAACAAUGGUUCAAAGAUCAAGUCUUCAUGGGGUUCACAUAUAGUAAAAGGCUUCACAGCAGAUAAAAAGACCAAAACGCAAACAAUCACAGUAACAGCCAAGAGACUUCCACUAGCAAGCUCAGAGACCACAAAACAAAAGAACUCUCUUGUGAAUUCUCAUUCAAGAGUCAAGAGAUCACUUAUUGGUGAUUUAACUAGCUCAGUUACAGGAAGCCAGGUGCACCCACAAGCCUACCAGGCCAAUCACAGGAGACAAUCUUCAGGGUCAAGAGAUUUGUUUGUGGAAUUAGACCAAUUAAGGAGCUUGCUUCAAGAAUCAAAAGAAAGGGAAUUUAAGUUACAAGCAGAGCUAUCAGAGGUUAAGAGGAAUGGAAGAGUAGUGGAUCUUGAAAGGGAACUUGAAGCUAGAAGAAACGAAGUGGAUGAGCUCUGUAAGAGAAUUGGGGUUUUGGAGUCUGAAAAAAGUGGUCUUUGUGAACAAGUGAAUGAGUUGUGUUUGAUUUCAGAGAAGAGAAGUGAAGAGAUAUUGAAAAGGGAAGGGAAUGAGAGUUCAGUGGGGAAUCUUGAAAUGGAAGUUGUGGAAUUGAGGAGAUUGAAUAAGGAGCUGCAGAUGGAUAAGAGGAAUCUUGCUUGCAAGCUCUCUUCUUUGGACUCUCAAUUGGCUUCUCUUGCCAGGUCUUCUGAGAGUGAUGUUGUUGCAAAAAUAAAAGCUGAGACAUCUUUGCUAAGGCACACAAAUGAAGAUUUGUGUAAACAAGUUGAGGGUCUACAGAUGAGCAGACUAAAUGAGGUAGAGGAGCUAGCUUAUCUGAGGUGGGUCAAUUCAUGUUUAAGAGAUGAAUUGCGUAAUUCAUGCUCAACGAUGAAUUCUGACAAGGCCUCAAGCCCCAAAUCGGUAGAGAGGAGUAAUGAAUCUGCUGGCUCAAUUUCUUGCCAGAGUAAUGACUACUUAGAAAGUAAUAGUAAAAUGAGACUGAAUUUUAUUAAAAAGUUGAAGAAAUGGCCUAUUACUGAUGAAGAUUUGCCAAAUUUAGAAUGCCAAGAUAAAAAUUGGGUCCACUCGGAAGAUGGGAGAAGUCCUAGAAGAAGACACUCUAUAAGUGGAUCAAAGAUCUGUUUAGAAGAUUUGGCACCGAAUAGGAGAAGGCAAUCUGAUGUUUUUAUGUGUAUAAAGGAAAUGGAAAACGAAGUAGAGCUUGUAAGUUCCGAAAAGUAUGAGUUGGAUAUAAUGCAAAGACCCCAAAUCCUUGCAAACUGCCAAGAGACCAACAAAAUUGUAGGUCCAUUAGAUGUCGAGAAAAGGACUUUGCGUGUUCCAAAUCCCCCUCCAAGACCCUCAUGUUCUGUUUCUGCUGGACCUAAAGAGGAAGUUCAAGCUCAAGUUCCACUCCCACCACCGCCUCCGCCUCCGCCUCCCCCACCACCGCCUCCGAAGUUCUCAGUGAGGAGCACUAAAGCAGGAGUGGUGCAGCGAGCACCUCAAGUUGUGGAGUUUUACCAUUCAUUGAUGAAGAGGGACUCCAGAAAGGAGUCUUCAAAUGGAGGAAUCUGCGAAGCCUCAGAUGUUGCGAAUGUUCGGAGCAACAUGAUUGGUGAGAUUGAGAACCGGUCAUCACAUUUGCUUGCUAUUAAGGCAGAUGUUGAAACUCAAGGAGAAUUUGUCAAUUCUCUGAUCAGAGAGGUCAACAAUGCUGUUUACCAGAACAUUGAAGAUGUUGUAGCAUUUGUGAAGUGGCUUGACGAUGAACUUGGCUUUCUUGUGGAUGAAAGGGCAGUCCUGAAGCACUUUGAUUGGCCAGAAAAGAAAGCUGACACAUUGAGAGAAGCAGCAUUUGGGUUUAGUGAUCUCAAGAAAUUGGAGUCUGAGGUGUCUUACUACAAGGAUGAUCCCCGAGUUCCAUGUGACCUUGCUCUAAAGAAAAUGGUUGCUUUGUCUGAGAAGAUGGAACAUACAGUUUAUAACCUUCUACGAACAAGAGAGUCCUUGAUGCGCAAUUGCAAAGAAUCCCAAAUUCCCUCGGAUUGGAUGCUUGACAAUGGGAUUAUUAGCAAGAUAAAGUUUGGCUCAGUUAAGUUGGCGAAGAAGUACAUGAAGAGGGUAGCCACGGAAAUCCAGUCGAAGGCAGCAGCAGCGCUAGAAAAAGACCCUGCUCUAGACUAUAUGCUACUUCAAGGGGUUAGAUUUGCUUUCAGAAUCCAUCAGUUUGCUGGAGGAUUUGAUGCAGAAACAAUGCAUGCGUUUGAGGAACUUCGCAACCUUGCUCACCUGCUUAACAAAAAGUAAAGAUGAAUGGUGGGGAGUGGGAGCAAUUCGGGCUUGCCAUCUGAAUGAGCUUUACUUGGAUAUCUAAUCUAUAUUAUAUAGUGAAGAUCUGGCUGGGGUAGUGUAUGUAUGGUGUGGUUUGCUCAGGGUUUUAAACAGUUGAAAGUUGUACAAGUUUUGUGUGUGAUAUAGGAAGCAAUUUUGUUUGUGCUUUUACUCAUUCUUAAAACAAAGGAAUGUAAAAAUUUGAUGAGAAUGCGUACACCUGUUCAUACUCAA
Messenger RNA from Populus nigra (black poplar), 3040 nucleotides. RefSeq names its product protein CHUP1, chloroplastic-like. The coding region runs from base 398 to 2782 and encodes 794 amino acids. The transcript is spliced from 7 exons. Gene Ontology annotation, cellular component: chloroplast outer membrane. Gene Ontology annotation, biological process: chloroplast organization. NCBI's taxonomy places the organism in Eukaryota, Viridiplantae, Streptophyta, Magnoliopsida, Malpighiales, Salicaceae. The record is from RefSeq and is a predicted model, not a curated record.